UGGAGAUUGACCUUCAUAUUGUACCCGGGAGCAUUAAGUGACCUUUAAUGGCACAAUUAGGCCGCUAUACUUUUCGGACAGUGCAGUUAUGCACACAUUCGCAUUCAUUUUGGAAAUAAUUUUCCCACAGAAAAGGCGUUUCUUGGCCUUUAACUAGCCGUGCUAUACAUGCGUGUGAAUGACCAAUCACGUGUACUGAGCAACAUUUCACAAUGUUCCCAUUCAAACCAAAGUUUCUGACGAGGGCUCACUAACCGAGUGAGUUGAUCGCCCCUGGAGCGUUGGCCCAAUUCAGUAUCGAUGUAUCUAUUUUACCUGGGAUUAUACGGGCUCGCUGCAUUAUUCUGUUUACUUGGUUAUAUCUUCGCAUGGAUUGAUUGGGCUCUAGGAAACCGAUCAAGAAGAAGACUCGCAGUUACCCAAAACUCUACGCCAAGGACGGUUUCUUCUCACUUGGAUUCGAAUGGAGAAAUAGCUACAUGCGCACCCGCUGUGGAUAUCCCCGUGCAGGAACAACAACAAGCGUUUGAAGAGAAGAACACUACAGAAGCCCCGCCGCCGGACGAAUGCCUAUACGGCAACGGCAAAAUGGAAGAAUACUCACCGACCACAGAUGAACAGAAAAAGUCAUGGAACGAACGACGACGUGAACGAAGACAACGUUAUAAGCGAGAGAAAUUGCAGAAGCAAAUGCAACGUGAAGAGGAAAAACGUCUUCUGUCAUUAGAAGAGUCUCAGAAUGAAGACAGCAUGAAUUCGGAAGCAGAUUUAAGUGCUGGCGAAGCCGACUUUUCUGAACUUUUGAAAGAAAUUCUUCAAGCUCAUGAGAUGUGCUCUCGUAGAGAAUCCAUACAGGUUACCGAUCUUGACGACAAAUUGUGCAACGCAAGCAUACACGUAGUGGAGGUGAGUAUAAUUACUCUAUUCUUGUGACGUGUGUGCAAUCGGUGAGUCCAGCGUUCGCCACCUCUUAGCAAUGGGGACAUUUUGUGCACUGGCACCACCUAUCUUUCGUAUGAACGCUUGCGUCCUCAUUCUUCACAAAAUAUCUCCUUUCGUCUGCCCGUCUAUAACAAUAUGUACCAUAAAAACUAUAUGAAAGAAAU
Molecule: messenger RNA, 1106 nt
Organism: Opisthorchis viverrini
Lineage: Eukaryota; Metazoa; Platyhelminthes; Trematoda; Opisthorchiida; Opisthorchiidae
Exons: 4
Coding region: 301-933 (210 amino acids)
Source: RefSeq, a predicted model, not a curated record